Candida tropicalis MYA-3404 is the source of this 3075-nucleotide messenger RNA. RefSeq lists its product as uncharacterized. The record is from RefSeq and is a predicted model, not a curated record. Bases 1 to 3075 code for a protein of 1024 amino acids. Gene Ontology annotation, biological process: cell adhesion involved in single-species biofilm formation; cell adhesion involved in multi-species biofilm formation. Gene Ontology annotation, cellular component: fungal-type cell wall. NCBI's taxonomy places the organism in Eukaryota, Fungi, Ascomycota, Pichiomycetes, Serinales, Debaryomycetaceae. The transcript has a single exon.
AUGUUUCUAUUACAAGCAGUAAUUUUAUACUGUUCAUUCAUUGUUACUGCGGUUGCUAAAGAAAUUUCUGGUGUAUUUACUGGUUUUGAAUCCUUAACGUGGGAUAAAGCUGCUAAUUACGGCUUUCAGGGUCCACAAUAUCCAACAUGGAAUGCCGUUCUUGAUUGGUCGUUAGAUGGUACAACCACGUCCCCAGGUGACACGUUCACUUUGAUCAUGCCUUGUGUCUUCAAAUUCACUACAUCUGCCACUUCUAUCGAUUUAAGAGCUAAUGGUAUUACAUAUGCCACAUGUGAUCUUCAUGCCGGUGAAGAGUUUACUACUUACUCCAGUUUGACUUGUACUGUUACUGAUUCGUUAAGUUCUGUCCAUCAAGCAGCGGGUACAGUCACAAUUCCUUUGGCAUUUAACGUUGGUGGUUCUGGUUCUUCUGUUGAUAUUGCUGAUUCUACUUGUUUCACUGCUGGCACAAACACUGUUACUUUCCAAGAUGGUGAUACAUCAAUCAGUACCCAAGCCUAUUUUGCUGCAGCUACUGAAUCUUCUUCUGGUCUCCUUUACUUCCAAAGAAGUGUUCCUUCAUUGAACAAGCUUAAUGCACUUGCAAUUCUCCCAGAUUGUCCCAAUGGUUACACUUCUGGUACUCUUGGUUUCUCAUCUUCUAAUUCCAGAUUUCUGAUUGAUUGUUCCAGUGCUGAAGCUUACAUUACAAAUCUUUUAAAUUCCUGGAACUACCCAACUUCAGCGGAUUCCUUUUCUUAUACCCAAACUUGUACUUCCAAAAGUUUUCAAAUAACAUUCAAUAAUAUUCCAGCCGGUUAUCGUCCAUAUAUUGCUGCAUUGGUUCAAGCUCCAUCUUCGGAUUAUGCUAUACAAUAUACUGCAAAAUACAGGUGUGAAGGUUCUGUCCAAAGAGAUGAUUCACAAAAGAUAUCUUGGGCCGGUUACACAAAUAGUGACCCAGAUUCAAAUGGUGCUGUAGUUGUUCUUACAACUAUUACAGGUACUCAGUCCAAUACUAUUGUUACCACAUUGCCUUUCAACCCGACUGCUGAUCACACAAAAACGAUCGAAGUGAUUGUUCCAAUUCCAACAGUAACUACUACCACUUCCUAUAUUGGAGUUACUACUUCUUAUACCACAAUUACUGGUACUAUUGGUGGAACGGCUACUGUUAUUGUAGAUGAACCGUAUCAUACUACUACCACUGUUACUAGUCCCUGGACUGGAACCUUCACCACUUCAACUACUGUCAUUGCUUCUACUGACUCGGUUGAUACCAUCAUCAUUCAAGAACCAACUCCAAACCCAACCGUUACUACUACUGAGUAUGGUUCCGUUGAAACUACCAUCACAUAUACCAACCCACCAGGUGGUACUGAUACCGUUGUUGUCAUCGACCCACCAAACCCAACUGUCACCACCACCGAAUAUGGAUCUGUUUCUGAACCAACCACUAUCACCUACACCAACCCACCAGGUGGCACUGAUUCUGUUGUUGUCAUCGACCCACCAAACCCAACUGUCACCACCACCGAAUAUGGAUCUGUUUCUGAACCAACCACUAUCACCUACACCAACCCACCAGGUGGCACUGAUUCUGUUGUUGUCAUUGAACCACCAAACCCAACUGUCACGACCACCGAGUAUGGAUCUGUUUCUGAACCAACCACCAUCACAUAUACCAACCCACCAGGUGGUACUGAUACCGUUGUUGUCAUCGACCCACCAAAUCCAACCGUUACUACUACUGAGUAUGGUUCCGUUGAAACUACCAUCACAUAUACCAACCCACCAGGUGGCACUGAUACCGUUGUUGUCAUCGACCCACCAAACCCAACUGUCACCACCACUGAAUAUGGAUCUGUUUCUGAACCAACCACCAUCACCUAUACCAACCCACCAGGUGGUACUGAUACCGUUGUUGUCAUCGACCCACCAAAUCCAACCGUUACUACUACUGAGUAUGGUUCCGUUGAAACUACCAUCACAUAUACCAACCCACCAGGUGGUACUGAUACCGUUGUUGUCAUCGACCCACCAAACCCAACUGUCACCACCACCGAAUAUGGAUCUGUUUCUGAACCAACCACUAUCACCUACACCAACCCACCAGGUGGCACUGAUUCUGUUGUUGUCAUUGAACCACCAAACCCAACUGUCACCACCACCGAGUAUGGUUCCGUUGAAACUACCAUCACAUAUACCAACCCACCAGGUGGCACUGAUACCGUUGUUGUCAUCGACCCACCAAACCCAACUGUCACCACCACCGAAUAUGGAUCUGUUUCUGAACCAACCACUAUCACCUACACCAACCCACCAGGUGGCACUGAUACCGUUGUUGUCAUCGACCCACCAAAUCCAACUGUCACCACCACCGAAUAUGGAUCUGUUUCUGAACCAACCACUAUCACCUACACCAACCCACCAGGUGGCACUGAUACCGUUGUUGUCAUCGACCCACCAAAUCCAACUGUCACCACCACCGAAUAUGGAUCUGUUUCUGAACCAACCACUAUCACCUACACCAACCCACCAGGUGGUACUGAUACCGUUGUUGUCAUUGAACCACCAAACCCAACUGUCACCACCACCGAAUAUGGAUCUGUUUCUGAACCAACCACUAUCACCUACACCAACCCACCAGGUGGUACUGAUACCGUUGUUGUCAUUGAACCACCAAACCCAACUGUCACCACCACCGAGUAUGGUUCCGUUGAAACUACCAUCACCUACACCAACCCACCAGGUGGUACUGAUUCCGUUGUUGUCAUUGAACCACCAAAUCCAACUGUCACCACCACCGAGUAUGGUUCCGUUGAAACUACCAUCACAUAUACCAACCCACCAGGUGGUACUGAUUCCGUUGUUGUCAUCGACCCACCAAACCCAACUGUCACCACCACCGAAUAUGGAUCUGUUUCUGAACCAACCACUAUCACCUACACCAACCCACCAGGUGGCACUGAUUCUGUUGUUGUCAUUGAACCACCAAACCCAACUGUCACCACCACCGAGUAUGGUUCCGUUGAAACUACCAUACACAUAUACCAACCCACCAGGUGGUACUGA